CUUUUGCACAUUCCAAUGUGCAACAGCUCGUGGAAACUGCCAGUGCUCCCUAGUUAACUGAACUUCAGCCAGCAGGGAUUUGCCUUUCCGCUGGUGCAUGUUCAUGCCUCUGCUAGUCGAUGGCAGCAUGUCACCUUCCUAUCCAUUAAACGGCUUGAGGAGCAAAGACAAGUGUGGCACUGAAGCUCAGUGUUAAUGAAUCUGUUGCUGAGAUCUGGGUCCUUGUGUCUUAGCCUCAGUGUUUCGCUUCCACCAGGAUACAGCAUACUUCUUGCCACUUCAGUCCAACCCAGCUGAGAUUCCCCUCCAGAUUUCCAGACAACUCCCAGCCUUCUCCACAUGCUAUUGAUGACAUUUAUCCAGAUUGCACAUGGAUCUGAGUGAACUGGAAGUUGCGACAAAGACUGGUAUAGCACGUCUUUUUGAUGAGGAGUCUGAGAAUGCCUAUGACAUCCGAUUAAAGCUAUCAAAAGAUGUUAUAACAAUUCAAAAGCAAGAUGUCGUUUGUGUCAGUGGAAGUGAUUCUGAUUCAAAUCACAGAACUGUUACACUUCGCAGACAGCCUGUUGGUGGAAUGGGUCUAAGUAUUAAGGGAGGUGCUGAACACGGCGUACCGGUUGUCAUAUCAAAAAUCUUUAAAGAUCAAGCAGCUGACCAGACUGGGAUGUUAUUCGUUGGAGAUGCAGUGCUGCAAGUUAAUGGCAUUAAUGUUGAAAAUGCUACACAUGAAGAAGUGGUGCACCUCCUGCGAAAUGCUGGGGAUGAAGUUACUAUCACCGUUCAGUACCUCAGGGAAGCCCCUUCCUUCCUUAAACUCCCACUAGGUUCACCAGGGCCAUCCAGUGACCACAGCAGCGGGACAUCCUCUCCUCUGUUUGAUAGCGGUUUACAUUUAAAUGGGAACUCUACAAAUACCGCACCAUCAUCACCUUCUUCACCUUCAGCUAAUGAACCAAAAUAUGAGAAGCGUUGGCUAGAUACCUUAUCAGUCCCUUUGUCGAUGGCUCGAGUCUCAAGGUACAGAGCUGGAGCAGAUCAGUUAAGGCCUAACACUUUUGAAAUUGUGGCACUGGAUGGAAUAAGCACUGGCAUCUUUCAGUUCUACACUGCCCAAGAGAGCGCUGACUGGCUGCGGGCAAUAUCAACCAACAUUAAUGAUUUAACCCUGCAAAAUAUGAAAAUGGCCAAUAAAUGCUGUUCUCCAAAUGAUCAGAUAAUUCACAUGGGAUGGGUGAGUGAGAAGCUGCUAGGAUCUGAUUCCAAUCAUCUUUACAAGUACAAGUUUCUGGGACUGAAAGGUUCGUCGCUUCACAUUUUCAACGCUCCACCGGUCAGCAUUCGCGACUGGCUCUGGGCUGAAAAAAUCUAUAACCUCUGUGAGAUUCUUUGUAAAGUUCACAAGGACUGCGAGCUUCAAGACCAGAGGCCGUAUGGUUUCAGCAUCCUGGCGGGUCAAAGCGAGAAUCAUUAUUUCUGCGUAGAGAUGGGCAGUGAACUAGCAGUUUGGGAGAAAACCUUCCAGAGAGCAGUUUUUAUGGAAGUGCAGAGAACAGGGUCUAAGACAUAUGGGUGCACCUGGCAAGGCCAAGCAUUUUCCUUCACAAUAGACUUCGCUGCUGGAUUUACCUGUGUCGAUAGUAACACAAAGAAUGUCAUCUGGAGAUUCAAGUUCUCACAGCUCAAAGGAUCCUCUGAUGAUGGAAAAACAUGUGUGAAACUGCUUUUUCAGAACACAGAUACCAGACAGAUUGACAUGAAGGAGUUGGAAUUCCCCGAUCUGACUGCAGUGUUGCAUUGUAUACAUUCAUUCAUAGCAGCUAAAGUGGCAGCAGUGGAUCCAGUAUUCGUAGACAGCCAGAGUGUUGCACGGAAGUACAUGUAUAGCAGUUGA
Carcharodon carcharias (great white shark) is the source of this 1891-nucleotide messenger RNA. It is a transcript of the gene sntg2, whose product is annotated as syntrophin, gamma 2. Gene Ontology annotation, cellular component: intracellular anatomical structure; dystrophin-associated glycoprotein complex. The coding region runs from base 371 to 1891 and encodes 506 amino acids. Lineage: Eukaryota; Metazoa; Chordata; Chondrichthyes; Lamniformes; Lamnidae. The transcript has 18 exons. The record is from RefSeq and is a predicted model, not a curated record. Gene Ontology annotation, molecular function: structural molecule activity; protein binding.